GGAGAUUGCAGCAAGAUCGGUUCGUUCACGGACCACAAGCCGGCUGGUGGUAAUGUGCAGAUCUUUUCCGAGACCAGGACAUACAAUGUUCAACCAAAAGUAGGAUCCCUCAACAAUGUUACACAUACACCAGGUGGCGGAAAUGUGAAGAUACCCUCCAUGAAGUUGGAUUUCAAAGAAAGGCAAAAACCAAAAAUCGACGCCAAGUCUGAAUACGUGCCCCCUGUACCAGAAAAGAAGGCCGAGACUCUGACGCCAACAGAGUGGAGACUCUACCCGGCAGCUUUGGGGCAAAAAGUGUUCGGGGUUCUCGCGAUGCGGGCGGCAGUUUCUUAUGACGGAAGUAUCUAA
Molecule: messenger RNA, 351 nt
Organism: Cooperia oncophora
Lineage: Eukaryota; Metazoa; Nematoda; Chromadorea; Rhabditida; Trichostrongylidae
Source: the annotation of a GenBank genome assembly